Molecule: messenger RNA, 1221 nt
Organism: Ixodes scapularis (black-legged tick)
Lineage: Eukaryota; Metazoa; Arthropoda; Arachnida; Ixodida; Ixodidae
Product: serine/threonine-protein kinase PLK4-like
Exons: 3
Coding region: 676-1221 (181 amino acids)
Source: RefSeq, a predicted model, not a curated record
GUACAGGCUUGGCCCUUCCCGCCAUGUUGUUGCAGUUGAGCAUCCUCGAAGACGGCCAAGUCAGUGUGGAGUUCCGCGCACGCAACCACAAGGUGUUACAACUGCCUUCCUUGGCUCCGUCCUGGAGUUCGCCUUCACCUGUCACUAACGGCGCUAGACAGUUACGUUCAGAUUCCCGAGAUCGGCCCUUGAGUCAUUGGGCCGGUGAUGGCCUUCGAGGAGGGCUGUAAACACAAACAGAAUGUUUCCCGGAGGCCACAAGACCAUCUGGGACCUGCAGCCUUCGCAAGGAGAAACACCGGCGUGCGUGUGCGUGCCUGUGUAUGUGUGUGGGUCCGUCGGUGUUGGGUUUCAGCAAGAGCGUCGACUCCUUACAUCAGCCACCGGAGCGCAGCAAGAACGUCGAAUGAUUACAUCAUCUGCCCCUCGCUGAAAGAACACCCGGAAAUUGCAUCAGCCGCCCCUGCACUUCGGACACCUCAUGAACACUUGAACACCGAGGAAGGCCCCUCUCUUUCAGAGGGCCUUCUCGCCCUCGGAGGGCUAUAUAACUUAGGAUUGGGGAGCCCGAAAUCGCCGAUUGCCGACUAACCACUCGACCAUGCUACUUGUAUAUUAACUGUAUAUAAAAGUUCUACUUCAGUACUCCCACUCCAGGCCUGUUUCCUCGGGGCCAUGCUAGCAGCGAGCCACAGCCCCGCCCUUGGUUCCGCGCCUGAGGUCGUCACCGUCCCGAACGCAACAAAGGUGACCCGGGUGCUGCGCGUCUCCUCUGACGGCACCCGUGUGGUCUUCUACAAGCCACCGCUCGGCUGGCACCUCUCCAGGGAAGGGGUGGCCCCGGCCCCACCCCAAGGCGCUCUGGUGCACUCCUGGGACGCCCUGCCCCAGGCGCUCUGGGCGAAGUAUGCGUGCGCGGCAAAGUUCGUGUCAUUGGUGCGGCAGAAGACGCCCAAGAUCAUCCUGUACGCGGAGUACGCGCUCUGCAUCCUUCUGGGCAGCGGCGACCUUGAAGCUAGCUUCUACUCUGGGGCCAGGGUGGUUUGCAGCGGGAACCAUGUCCAGCUGAUGGACGUCGGCGGGCCGCAGCGCCACCUGACGCUUCCUGUCGAUCCCCAGAUGCUUCCUCCAUCGCAGCGCUCACUAUGGCAGAUCACUUGCGAGGAUGCCGUCCGUUGGUACCUCAAUGGUAAAGUUGUGAAAAAUGUCCGUAUGCAGUAG